UGUUAAAAUGGUGGAGUAUUGGAAGAGGGUGCCAUGAUCAGUGUUGAGGAGGAGCAAGACUGGUGUUGGUGAUGCAAACAUUAGUAGUGUUGAGUGUUGUUAUGAUGGCUGGUGUUGUGUGUGUGGGUGUAGGGGCAGUGUGGCUCUCUCCCCGUGUGUGAUGUGUCACUCAGCAGGCUGAGAGUACCAUGAGUGAGGCGCACCUCAGGAGGGUACUGGUGGAAGACAUUCCCUCGUUGGUGGGUCACACAGCUGACCUGGCCCCGGUCCACACUGCCAGGUCCAGGACCACCCACGCCCACGCCAUGGACCCUCUACACACUGCCAGGGCUAGGAGCUCUCACGCCCACGGUGUGGAGCAGCGCCCGGGGGCGGAGGGCGCCCAUGGGUCGGAUAAGAGGGGUGAGGUGGGCGGCCAUGGGUCAAGUUUAGCCUCAGAGCUCAGAGAUAAACUCACCUUCAAGAUGGGUGUUAUCAAUGGUAUGAAGAUUGGCACUACUGAUGCUGAGGUCCAUGUGCCGGCACUGGCCCGGGCACACGACCCGGCCCUAGCCCGGGCACACGACCCGGCCAUGGCCCGGUCUCACGACCCAGCGUUGGCCCGAUCUCAUGACCCGGCAGUGGCCCGGUCUCAUGACCCGGCGGUGGCCCGGUCUCAUGACCCGGCAGUGGCCCGGUCUCAUGACCCGGCAGUGGCCUGGUCUCACGACCCGGCGGUGGCCCGGUCUCACGACCCAGCACUGGCCCGGGCACAUGAGCCAAUCCUAGCCAGGGCACAUGAGCCGGCACUGGCCCGGGCGUAUGAACCAGCACUGGCCCGGGCACACGAACCAGCACUGGCCCGGGCACAUGAACCAGCCCUGGCCCAGUCACACGAGCAGUGUUCACAGUCUAGUCAGGAGUCCGUCGCCAAGGCGGACUUCAAUGGAGCAGUGUGCAAUGGACAUUCAGUGUCCGAGGCCACCAGUAGCAAUAGUAUCUCUAUUUCGGACACGUUCUCCAUAAAUUCGGAAAAGUCGUCAGAUUCCUCUCAUUCGUUUUCGGGUGCUCGUCCAAGGACAAGAAAUGCGUCUAACAGUUCACAGGGAACGCAGCCUAAGAGUGACAAUGACCUUAGCUCGACUAGUGAAAGUUUAAUAACUCCGGAAAUUUGCAUAAGUCCCGUUCUGUCAACCGUAGACAAUGAUCUGAAGGUAGACUAUGUGAAUUAUGAAAAUGAAUUACAAAUGUCGGCCAUAAUGAGGCUAAUUCAGAAAGACUUAUCAGAACCAUAUUCAAUUUAUACAUAUAGGUAUUUUAUACAUAACUGGCCCAAAUUGUGCUUCCUGGCAAUGUCCAGUGGAGAAGUAGUUGGAGCCAUUGUUUGCAAGUUAGACGUGCACAAGAAAGUGACUGUGAGAGGAUAUAUCGCCAUGCUUGCCGUCGAUCACAGGUUUCGAAAAAGAAAAAUAGGGUCAAACUUGGUACAGAGAGCAAUACGGGCCAUGGCAUCUGAUGAUGCAGACGAAGUUGUGCUGGAGACGGAGAUUACUAAUAAGCCAGCACUUAGGUUAUAUGAAAACUUAGGAUUUGUCAGAGACAAACGACUCUUCCGACACGACAUCUCCACUGCCUCCAGCCUCCUCCUCACUGCAGCAUUCACAACCCAUGCUUCACACCCAUAUAAGAGCGUACUAUCUCAAUGGAGUGGAUGCAUUGCGAUUGAAACUUUGGCUAAGAUAAAACAGAGAAAUGCCUGAGGAUUCAUCAAAGUGUAGAAGCACUCCUUGAUUGUGUGAUACAAGACCCAGUGAAAGUCUGCUGAUGGUAGUUCCUGACCAAGGUGGGCUUGCUAAUGACUGUAAGAUAUGCAAUCCUGCACAUAAUCUUAGUAUGCCAUGAGGAACUUCAUUGAUGCAGAUGGAGAUGUGUGGUAGCAACAAGAGUUAAAUCAAAGUAAUGAUUUCUCUUUAUUUUGCUGGGAGCAGAUUGCUCUAGCUGUGAUUAUUGUUAUUUUGGAGAAAUUCAUUGCCAGCAUUUUCUUUUUAUAAAUGUAAUGUUUUUUGAGUGAACCUAUUUAAUAUUCUUACAAGAUGAGAUUUCUGUUUUUCCCAGUUUUGUAUUCUUGUAAUGUAUAUGUGUAUUUUACCUCCUGUUGGCUGGAUAUACAAUACAAAGGAAGUGUGCAGAAGAAUGUUCAACAUUAGCUUCCCUAAAUGCAUUGUAUGAGGUUAUUGUACUGCUGUGAUAGUAACCUUCAUGAUGUUUAAAGUAAAGACAUGACAGCUAUUGUUUCCUCAGAUUUGUCAGUGUUUGGGGUGGCUACCAAAUUUCUUGUGUUUGGUUACACAUCAGAGGGCUUGGCAUGAAUGGGUAGAAUUUUGUUUUAAUUACAGCCAUUUCCAUCUGUCAUUUUUUUUUCCUACCUUUCAUGCAACUGACUAUAUACUAAUCUCUAGAAAUUUGAAGUUAUUCCUAUGUUCUUGGAUGUAUAAUUUUAAUGAAUGUUAUAAAUAAUAAAAAUUUGUAGUUAUCAUUUAAAAGUUUUCUUACAUGUAAAAUUCAUUUUGUCAGCCUGCACUGAAAAUAAUAAACUGAUACUGUGACUACACCAAACACUGCAGCUAGUAACCAUCUCUGAGCUUUCAGAUACUGAAGGUGCCUAGAGCACUUGUUAAGGAAUUCUGUUUGCUACUUUUGCUAUCCAAAGUGUAAUGCAGUUCGACUUGCUCUGAAUAAAUAGCUUAUGUUUACCUCAUUGUGUAUAUACAAAGACAGUAGGAGGAAGUAUGAAAUCAUUAGAUAAAGUUGAAGUAAAGGGACAUAACAGAUGAAUGAAAUUAAAACAAAAAAAGAUCAAUCAUUUUGAAGGAUAGUGAGAAGUUUUAACAGUGGAAAUGGGGUAGAAAGGAAAGAACCGUCUUGGAAGAAACAGCAUUUUCUGUACUUGCCCUCGGUAGUGCUUCCACGGGUGACUGAAGACAUCUGCUCUACUACCUGGUAAUUUAUAUUAAAUUGUAGAUUACUUGAAACUGAAUUUUAAUAUGUAAAAAAUAUAAUGGAUUUGUACCACAUUAUAUUUUUACAUCUGUCCAGCAGCAAAGACUAGUGAAUAUAAAAAGAUGAAGAAUUUGGAUAAUUGUUCAUUGUUUUCACAUCCCUUAUAAAUUAUUUGUCUUUAAGAGGAAAUUAUCUUUGAAUAUACAAUGCCAUAAAGUGGUGUGUUAUGUUUUAAUAACAUAAUCUUUCAGAUCCUACCUCCUGUCCUACAACCUCUUGUGUGCCUCAGCUAGGCAAGCCCCAGAAAAGACAAAAAAAAAAAAAAAAAUUGUGUUUUCAUGGAUAUUUUCAAGUAAAAUUUUUAAUUGACUGUAAAUUAUUACUGUAUAUCACAGUCGAAGAAAAGAAUGAAAUUGCUGUAGAAUUGCAUAAUAAAAGUAGUGAAAUGUUACUAUAUUAUGAGUUCUCGUAUGAUGCAAAAUUUGUGCCAUGAACGCAUUGUAUUGCAUUGUUUUACAGUAAAUUGUAAAGCUCUGCCAAGCUAUAAGUGUAUAUAUGCAGUAACGAGAUUUUGUGUGGGUACAUUAGGCAUUUACUUCAUUAUGAUGUAGAGCGCCGAUUAUCUCAACGAAUUUAGGCUUUUGGCAUUAGAAGAAAAAUUUUAAACUGAAAUUGCUACAGCUUUCAGAUUGGUUGGUUUUAAGAAUUCUUCUGAAUAAUAAUUGUUGUUGUUAUUAUUUAUUAUAGUAAUCAAUAUUAAUGUUAUUAAUUACAAUAUUUUUUUAUUGUUGCUCUUAUUAUACUGUGCCAGAAAAUCUGUGGUAGUUCAAAAUAUGGCUUAUUUCAGGUUUAGUGAAUAAUAAUACUAUUUGAUUCAACGUUAGUUGAUUGACGCUCUACUGUGUACAUUAACUUAGUCUUACACAGGAAGCUUUCCCAAAAUUGACAAUGAUUUAGGGAUGAGGGCUGCAGACUCUGUGGCUCAUCUAUUGUGUUUAAACAUUAUGCUCAGACAUGAUUCUUGAUAUUGUGUAUUUUAUUAUAGAGUAAUAUGUUAAUAUAUAACAUAUUCAUUAAAAAUAUAUUUUAAAA
Cherax quadricarinatus is the source of this 4071-nucleotide messenger RNA. Lineage: Eukaryota; Metazoa; Arthropoda; Malacostraca; Decapoda; Parastacidae. The record is from RefSeq and is a predicted model, not a curated record.